This is a messenger RNA of Nicotiana tabacum (common tobacco), 770 nucleotides long. The record is from RefSeq and is a predicted model, not a curated record. NCBI's taxonomy places the organism in Eukaryota, Viridiplantae, Streptophyta, Magnoliopsida, Solanales, Solanaceae.
AUUAAUUUGCGUAAGAAUCUCGUCUUGGGUCAGGUUGUCGCAUUUCUCCCUGGACGGCGAACUCUCUAGAAUCUCCUUCUCCCGUCGGCGAAAUCGUUCCGAUCUCUUUCUCCGGCGAAUUCCACUCGUUUCAGUUUUUUUUUCUUCUCACGGGCCAUAAGAUCAAGAACUGGGGAAGAAUGGGCCGCAAAGCUGGGACUUUAUAUAUUAAUCCAAGGAACUUCGGAAGCCUCCAAAAACCUUGCGCGAAAGAAAUGGUCACAUUUCUUAAUUGUUUGACUUUAAAUCACAAUAAGGACGAGAAAUGUAGCAGGCAAAAAUCACUUUUGAGUACCUGCAUGGAAGCUCAGAGUGGCAAAAACAGAAAGCCAUGGGGUAGCAUCAAUUAUCACCUUCAGAGGCUUAGCAGGGGUAGGAAGUAACUUGAAUCAAGUUACAUCUGCAUUAUUCAAACUGGCACGGUUGUGGCUUUUUGGCAUGUUUUGAAAUUAGUUAAUCAGAUGGGUUCUUCCAAUUUCUCAACGAAGGUCUGUAAUUUCUGACGAAUAGCAUGAAUUUAGACUCGAAAAAACCUCGAGGAACAUCUUUUAUUGUCUGUUUCAGUAUGUGGAUUUUUUUAACCUUUCGUUAGUAGCUUAGAAAGUUGUUAACCGUCCCUAGGUUUCAGCUUAUCUCUACCACAAUAUCUGUCGGUCUUAUAAUUUGUGUUGGCAGGAAGGGAUUUGUUUAAAUUGAGAAAUAUUUUACCAUUUACAUAUUGUUUGGUGUUA